Messenger RNA from Drosophila willistoni, 17448 nucleotides. RefSeq names its product dystonin (gene shot). Gene Ontology annotation, molecular function: microtubule binding; calcium ion binding; structural molecule activity. Gene Ontology annotation, biological process: intermediate filament cytoskeleton organization; wound healing. The transcript is spliced from 31 exons. The coding region runs from base 70 to 16731 and encodes 5553 amino acids. NCBI's taxonomy places the organism in Eukaryota, Metazoa, Arthropoda, Insecta, Diptera, Drosophilidae. The record is from RefSeq and is a predicted model, not a curated record. Gene Ontology annotation, cellular component: cytoplasm; cytoskeleton; intermediate filament.
UCCCAAUACCUUAGAGAGGGGAAAGUGCGUGUUUUUCGUUGCUACUUCCACUAAUGUGCCACCCACAAGAUGACAUCGCAUUCCUAUUAUAAAGAUCGCCUUGGCUUUGAUCCCAAUGAGGUGCAGCAUGAACAGCAGCUGCAGCAGCAGCAGCAGCAUCAUCACAGCACCAACUCGAUGAAGCGCAGCAGUUCGAGGCAAACGCAUCAUCAUCAUCAUACUCAGCAGCAACAACAUUCGCAUCAUCAGAGUUAUCAUCAUGCAGCCACCAGUAGUAGCCAAUCGCCGGCACGAAUCUCUGUUUCUCCUGGUGCCAGCAAUGGGCAUGGCCACGGCUCACUGGAAUACCAUCAGGCCCAGCGUGAGCAACGCGAUCGUGGAGAUCUUUAUGCCACCAACACCAAUCAACAUCACAGCAACAAUCACAGGCAUUCAACCUCGGCGUCGCCUCUAUACGAGACAUCGGCCCCCAAGAAGGCCAAACAUUCGUCAUCGACGCAACCUCAACCGCAGGGCGGCUAUGAGGAUGCAUUGACUCAAUUUAAAGACGAACGCGAUGCCAUUCAAAAGAAGACUUUCACAAAAUGGGUUAACAAACAUCUUAAAAAGGCCAAUCGUCGUGUGGUGGAUUUAUUUGAAGAUUUGCGCGAUGGUCACAAUUUACUUUCACUCUUGGAGGUGCUAUCUGGCGAACACCUGCCACGUGAGAAAGGUAAAAUGCGUUUCCAUAUGCUUCAAAAUGCACAAAUGGCAUUGGAUUUUCUGCGCUAUAAAAAAAUCAAAUUGGUUAAUAUACGCGCCGAGGAUAUUGUUGAUGGCAAUCCCAAAUUAACAUUGGGUUUGAUCUGGACCAUAAUAUUGCAUUUCCAGAUCUCCGAUAUUGUAAUUGGCAAAGAAGACAAUGUAUCCGCUCGCGAGGCUUUGCUGCGCUGGGCCCGCCGCUCGACUGCUCGGUAUCCGGGUGUGCGUGUCAAUGAUUUUACAUCAUCGUGGCGCGAUGGCUUGGCCUUCUCGGCUUUGGUGCAUCGCAAUCGACCGGACUUGCUUGACUGGCGAAAGGCAAGGAACGAUCGACCACGCGAACGCCUCGAGACAGCGUUCCACAUUGUGGAAAAGGAGUAUGGUGUAACACGUCUCUUGGAUCCAGAGGAUGUGGAUACCAAUGAGCCCGAUGAGAAGUCUCUGAUUACAUAUAUCUCGUCGCUGUACGAUGUAUUCCCAGAGCCACCAUCUAUUCAUCCUCUAUUCGAUAUGGAGUCACAACGUCGCGUCCAUGAGUAUCGCGAUUUGGCCCAACAGUUUAUCUAUUGGUGCCGCGAGAAGACCGCCUAUUUGCAGGAGCGCUCUUUCCCACCCACUCUCAUCGAGAUGAAGCGUCUGUUGAGUGAUCUGCAGCGUUUCCGCAGCGAUGAGGUGAGCGCACGCAAGCGUGAAAAAUCCAAGCUUAUACAGAUCUACAAAGAGCUGGAGCGUUACUUUGAAACCGUGGGUGAGGUCGAUGUGGAAGCUGACCUAAGGCCGGAUGCCAUCGAGAAGGCUUGGUAUCGCAUGAAUACAGCCCUCCAAGAUCGUGAGGUUAUAUUGCAGCAAGAGAUUGAGCGAUUGGAGCGUCUGCAACGUUUGGCCGAUAAAGUCCAACGUGAAAUCAAACAUGUGGACCAUAAACUCGACGAACUGGAGAAACGCAUCAGUGAGGAGGGUCGUCGCAUUGAGCGAUUACAUCCCAUGGAUGCCAAGAGCAUUGUCGAAGCUCUCGAAACAGAAAUACGUCAUUUGGAGGAGCCCAUACAGGACAUGAAUCAAGAUUGCCAUGUGCUCAACGAGGGACGAUAUCCUCAUGCUAGUGAACUACACAAGAAGGUCAACAAAUUGCACCAACGCUGGGCUCAAUUGCGCACCAAUUUCCAUACAAAUCUGGUACAGAAACUGUCCGGUUUGAAAUACCCCGUCCAUGAGACAACUGUAACACGUCAAACGCGCAUGGUUGUCGAAUCCCGUCAGAUCGACACGAAUCCCCAUUUCCGUGAUCUGCAAGAGCACAUCGAAUGGUGUCAAAAUAAAUUGAAACAAUUGCUAGCCGCUGACUAUGGCAGUGAUUUGCCAUCGGUCAAGGAUGAACUGGAUCGUCAACAGCAUGAGCACAAGAUUAUUGAUCAGUUCCAUUCCAAAAUACUCAACGAUGAGCGUCAGCAAACGAAAUUCUCUGGCGAUGAAUUGAAUUUGUAUCAGCAGCGUCUCAAUCAAUUGCAAAAGGUCUAUGCCGAGUUGCUAAGCACUUCGACAAAGCGUCUCUCCGAUUUGGAUUCAUUGCAGCAUUUCUUGACCCAAGCCUCGGCUGAAUUGCAGUGGCUGAAUGAGAAGGAACAGGUGGAAAUUACACGUGACUGGGCGGACAAACAACUCGAUUUGCCCUCAGUGCACAGAUACUAUGAGAACCUAAUGUCCGAACUGGAAAAGCGUGAAAUGCACUUUGCCACCAUCUUGGAUCGCGGAGAGGCCUUACUAAAUCAGCAACAUCCUGCGGCCAAAUGCAUUGAAGCCCAUUUGACGGCUCUGCAGCAGCAAUGGGCUUGGCUCUUGCAAUUGACUCUCUGUCUGGAGGUGCAUCUGAAGCAUGCCACAGAAUAUCAUCAGUUCUUUGCCGAGAUCAAGGAUGCCGAACAAUGGCUGGCCAAGCGAGAUGAAAUACUCAAUAGCAAAUUCUCUCAAUCCGAUUUUGGUCUCGAUCAGGGCGAGUCUCUGUUGCGUGGCAUGCAGGAUUUGCGUGAGGAACUCAAUGCCUUCGGCGAGACAGUGUCCACACUUCAGCGCACUGCCCAGACCAUUGUGCCGUUGAAUAAACGACGUCAACCAGUUAAUCGUCAAGGUCCUGUGCAGGCCAUCUGCGCCUACAAACAGCAGGGUCAACUGCAAAUUGAGAAGGGUGAGACUGUGACCCUUUUGGACAAUUCGGGACGCGUUAAAUGGCGUGUACGUACCUCAAAGGGACAAGAGGGUUCUAUACCCGGAGCAUGCCUGCUCUUGCCACCACCCGAUCAGGAGGCUAUCGAAGCAGCUGAACGUCUUAAGCGUCUUUUUGAUCGCUCCGUGGCGUUGUGGCAGAAGAAACAUUUACGUUUGCGUCAGAAUAUGAUCUUUGCCACAAUUCGCGUGGUCAAGGGAUGGGAUUUCGAUCAAUUCCUGGCCAUGGGACCCGAACAGCGUACAGCCAUAAGACGUGCCCUGAACGACGAUGCCGACAAAUUGCUCAGCGAGGGCGAUCCCAAUGAUCCACAAUUGCGACGAUUGCGUCGCGAAAUGGACGAGGUCAAUCGUCUGUUCGAUGAAUUCGAAAAGCGUGCACGAGCCGAAGAGGAAAGCAAACAGGCCAGUCGCAUCUUCACAGAGGAAUGCAUAGCCAUUAAGAGCAAACUGGAGGAUAUGGCACGUGAAUUGGAUCAGAUUAUUUUGGCUCCAUUGCCACGUGACUUGGACUCAUUGGAGCAUGUGCUUGAAAUUCAUUCGGAUUAUGAGCGUAGAUUGCAUUUGUUAGAACCAGAAUUAAAGCAUCUGCAAGAAACCUUCCGCACCAUUGCUCUAAAGACGCCAGUGCUAAAGAAAUCCCUGGAUAAUUUGUUGGAAUUGUGGAAAGAGCUUAAUACCCAGAGCGGUCUGCACAAGGAUCGUCUCAAGCUCUUGGAAGCUUCACUUGCUGGCCUUGAUGAUAAUGAGCAUGUGAUUUCCGAAUUGGAGAAUGAAUUGUCCAAACAUCAGGAUUUACCCUCCACUGCCGAGGGCUUGCAACAGGUGUUUAAACAACUAACACAUAUGCAGGAUAUAAUCACUCAGCAACAGCCACAAAUGGACAAGAUGAAUGAUGCAGCCGAUCAAUUGGGACGCAUGGGUGUGCCCACUAAAGUAUUGGGUGAUCUGAAGCGUCUGCAUUCGAAUGUUGAGCGUCUAAACACGCGUUGGAGUGCGGUCUGCAAUCAGCUGGGUGAAAGAAUGCGAUCAUGCGAGACAGCCAUUGGGCUAAUGAAGAAUCUCCAGUCGAGCGUGCAAGUCGAGGAAUCAUGGGUGGAUGGCACCACAGAACGUUUGUCUGCCAUGCCCACAGCGACUUCAGCUUACGAAUUAGACAAACUGCUUGGAGCUGCAAUCGAACGAAAACCGAAAAUCGAAAAUGUCAACGUGGCUGGAGGACGUCUAAUACGCGAAGCUAAGAUCUACGACAGUAAAUGCCUACGCUUUGUGGAUUGGCUACUUGAGGUACGUCCAUCGUUCUCACCGCCACGUCGUGAUCUACGGCCGGCCGAUAGUGAUCCGGGUGCCACACAGUAUUAUAGUCAACGUUUGGACAAUUUAAAUACGAAAUAUGACAGAUUGCUGGAACAACUGUCACAGAGGCUAAAAACUGCAAUUGAAGUAAAUGGCAGCGAUGGUCUGCAAUAUGCUGAAAGUCUACAGAAACCGCUCAAGACCUUUAGGGUUGACUUUAGUGCGGGCAGCGUGCCAACUGGCGAUGGCAAUGCUGCACGCCAAGAGGAUCUCUAUACUACUACCUACAGCACCACACAAUUUAGCUCAACGAAGACAACGAAAAGCUCAAGUAAGAGCAUUUAUAGUAGCGAUAAUUUGGACGCUGCUAGUCAACAGGAUAAUACAGCAUUACCAACACAUCAGUCACAGAUCCAAUUCAAUGAGAUACGUACUCUCAAGCGAUCCCAACAAUUGGGUGGACCCAAUUCUGUCCUAGAUAUAGCAGGAAUUCGUGAUCCACGCUCAGGACGUAUACUAACAAUAGGUGAAGCGAUUCAGUUACGCAUUUUGGAUGUUCGCACUGGUGAAAUGCUAGUGGGUGAUCGUCGCAUAACUCUUGAAGAGGCAGCCGAACAAGGACUAAUUGAUGCCCAGUUGGCUAGACAACUCUUACAGCCCGGAGCUGGGCGAGAUGCUAGCGGAAGAGAGCUGUCACUAUUGGAGGUGAUCCAGCGCGAGAUUACCGAAGCGGAGACCGGCUAUGAGACAGCCGAGAAGCGCAUUAAGCAAGCAGUAUUCGAAAAGUUCAACAUGUGCGAAGAGAAUGUGAACGAUCUGCUUAAAUGGGUCACAACUGUCGAACAGAAAAUCUCAAGUGUUGGCGGUCCUCGCGAGAAAAUCGAUGAGCUGCGCAACCAAAUCAAUGCUCUUAAGCAAAUCAAGGAUGAAAUCGAAUCCCAACAACGUCCAGUGGCCACUUGUCUUGAGCAAAUUCGUCAAAUUGUGCUUACAGGAGGUGAUGUCUUGUCGGCACCCGAGGUGACAACUCUGGAGAAUUCAGGCCGUGAGCUGCGCUCUCGUGUGGAUCGUGUGAAUGAUCGCACAGUGCGUCUAUUGCGUCGUCUGGAGGCUGGCCGAGAUGAGCUAACGAAACUGCGUAGUGAAUUGGAUGUCUUCUCCGACUGGCUGCAAUUGGCCCGCCGCACCUUGGAGGAUAAGGAGCGUUCAUUGUCGGAUCUGACACGUCUGCCAUCGCAGGCGGACUCCAUUCGGGAAUUUGUCAGCGAUGUAAUUGGUCAUCAGGCAGAUCUACGCUUCAUUACCAUGGCCGCCCAGAAGUUUGUCGACGAAAGCAAAGAAUUCUUGGCUGUUCUGAAUGACUUCCGCACGUCGUUGCCUGAACGUUUGCCUCAUGUAGAGCCUCUUUCAAGUGCAGAGAGUCCCAUACGACAGGAAGUUUCGCUGGUGUCUGCUCAAUACAAGGAUCUGCUAAACCGCGUCAAUGCUCUGCAGGAUCGUGUGUCCGGCCUAGGUGGACGCCAACGUGAAUACCAAGAUGCUCUGGAUAAGGCAAACGACUGGCUGAGAAGUGUUCAACCUCGUGUAUCACGUGUCAUCUCCGAACCCAUUGCCGGCGAUCCCAAGGCUGUGCAAGAUCAGAUGAACGAAGCCAAGGCUCUGCAUAAUGAGAUCUUGUCGAGCGGUCGUUUGGUCGACAAUGCCCAACAAGCUUUGGACAAUCUUCUUCGCAGUCUUGGCGGACAACUCAGCCCCAUGGAGAUCAAUCAAUUGGAAUUGCCUAUUGCUGAUUUGAAGAACAACUAUCAGCAAUUGCUAGACACUUUGGGUGAACACUGCAAGACUCUGGAUAAGACUUUGGUCCAAUCACAGGGCGUACAAGAUGCCCUCGAUAGUCUUGUGAGCUGGGUUAACCAGGCGGAAGAUAAAUACAAGUUAAAUCUGCGUCCCGCAUCACUCAUUAAGGAACGCCUUCAGGAGCAGAUACGCGAGCACAAGGUGCUAUUGGCCGAUCUGCAAUCACAUCAGGCCAGCAUCGAUAGCAUGCAAAUCUCAGCCAAACAUUUGUUGGCUAGUGCCUCCAAUGCUCGUAUUGCCAAGAAGGUAGAAUCCAAUCUCAACGAUGUUACUGGCAAGUUUGAGAAACUCUACGAGAAGGUAACCAAACGUGGUGAAUUCCUGGACGAUGUGUACAACCGCCUGAGCAAAUAUCUCGAUGACAUUAGCACCGUAGAGCAACGCAUGGCUAGUUUGCAAGAGGCUUUGGAUAGCCGUGAGACCAGUUUGCUUUCUACCGAGGAAUUGGCUCGUCGCAUGCAAGAUUUGUCCCGCGAAAAGGAUCAUUUGGCUCCUCUAUUCGAGGACUGCGUACGUAAUGGCAAGGAUCUGAUUAGUUUGCGCGAUGUCACCGAUACGGGAGCUCUACGCGAUCGCAUCAAGGCAUUGGAAUCUCAAUGGCGCAACAUUAACAUCAGCAUCGAUGAGCGCGCCAAACUUUCAAAACAAAAGGCCGAACAGCAAUUGGCCUACGAAGGUCUUAAAGAUCAGGUCCUGUCGUGGUUGGCCAGUACGGAGGCACGUGUCAAUGGUCUGGCUCCUGUUGCUAUUGAUUUGGAUAAGAUCCGGCAACAACAUGAUGAACUUAAACCCAUCUGCAAGGAUUACCGUGAUUAUGCUCCGACCAUUGAUAAGAUCAACGAUAUUGGCUCUCAAUACGAUGCCUUGAUCAGGCCAGAAAGCCCCGCACGUAAGCGUUCCACCUACAGCCCCAUUAAGAGGACCAGCCCGCUGCGACGUAUGUCCGGAGACGCCAGAAGCCCUAGCCCCACCAAGGGAGGCAUUCUGUCGCCACUAUCGACUGGUUCCAGUGGAUUUGGUAGCCGCAGAUCGUCUCAGGAUGGCUUCCAGUUGUCUGAGUUGUCUCCGGUGCAACAGCAGUUGAGUGAAAUCAAUAACCGUUAUGGUUUAAUUGGUGUUCGUCUCAAUGAUCGUCAAAAUGAAUUGGAUAACCUGAGUGAAGAGUUGCGCAAACAAUAUGAAAAUCUUAAAGGUUUAGCCCAAUUCCUGGAUCGCAUUCAGCGCCAGGUGCCCAAGGAAUCUGUCUCGAACAAGGAUGAGGCCGAACGUUGCAUCAAACAGGCCCGUAAGAUUCUCGAGGAUAUGUACGAGAAGCAGAGCUUGCUCGAUACCACUAAGGCUCAAAUCAAAGAGAUUUUGCGUCGCAAGUCUGAUGUUCCCGGAGCCGAACAAUUGCGCUUGGAGAACGAAAACAUCCAAGAGAAAUGGAAGAAUCUCAAUGACAUUUGCAAGAACCGCAUUGCCUUCUCUGAGAAGCUACGCGACUUCCUCGAUACCCAUGGCAAUUUGAAGAGCUGGCUGGAUAGCAAGGAGCGUAUGCUUACGGUUCUGGGACCAAUUUCAUCGGAUCCUCGCAUGGUUCAAAGUCAAGUCCAGCAAGUGCAAGUGUUGCGCGAAGAGUUCCGCACCCAGCAACCCCAGCUGAAACAUUUCCAGGAAUUGGGACACGAUGUUGUCGACCAUUUGGCCGGCACACCCGAUGCCCAGGCUGUGGAAACGAAGCUAAAGGAUGUGCUUAGCAAGUGGGAAGAUCUGGUUGGCAAGCUAGAUGAUCGUGCUAAUAGUUUGGGUGGCGCUGCCGAUAGCUCCAAGGAGUUUGAUGCGGCUGUCAAUCGUCUACGCGAAGCUUUGCAAAACAUAAGCGACAAUCUGGAUACUCUACCGUUGGACGGCGAUCAUCAAGAGAAUUUGCGCAAGAUCGAAAACUUGGAGCGCCAAUUGGAAGGUCAACGUCCCCUGCUUGCCGAUGUGGAACAAUCAGCGGCUACUCUGUGCAAUAUUUUGGGUGAUCCAGCAUCGCGUGCCGAUGUGAACUCACGUGUGGCUGCCCUGGAGAAACAAUAUCUGGCUCUGCAAAAGAAACUCGAUACCAAGAAGGCCGAGACAGAAGCCUCAUUGCGUGAUGGUCGCCACUUCGCCGAGAACUGCUCCAAGACUUUGGGUUGGCUGUCGGGCGAGUUAUCCAACUUGACCGAUCGUCUGCUCGUCUCCGCACAUAAACCCACUCUACAACAUCAAAUCGAUACACACGAACCCAUCUACCGUGAAGUAAUGGCCCGCGAGCAUGAAAUUAUUAUGCUUAUUAACAAGGGCAAGGAUUUGUCUGACCGCCAACAAGAUCGUGGAGUUAAGCGUGAUCUUGAUCGUAUUCAGCAACAAUGGGAUAAACUGCGUCGUGAAGCUGUCGAUAGACACACUCGUCUGCAAACUUGCUUGGAACAUUGUAAGAAAUACUCGCAAACCUCUGAGACUUUCCUCGCAUGGUUGCGAACGGCCGAAGAUAAAUUGGCCGACCUUACUCCCGGUGUUUUAUCGAAAUCGAAACUAGAGACACGUCUACGUGAUCUGCAGACUUUCCGCAGUGAAGUGUGGAAACACUCUGGUGAAUUUGAGAACACCAAGGGUCUGGGUGAAACAUUCUUGACUAGUUGCGAUAUUGACAAGGAACCAAUCAAGGCCGAACUCCAGGAUAUACGCGAUCGUUGGGAACGACUCAAUAACGAUCUAAUUGCCCGUGCCCAUGAAAUUGAGAAUUGCUCGCGUCGUCUGGGCGAUUUCAAUGAUGAGUUGCGUAAUCUGGAUCACUCUCUUGGUCGUUGCGAGGAUCGUUUAGCUGCCCACGAUGCUUUGGGUGGAGCUGCGAAGGAUCCCAAACUGCUGGAACGUGUCAAGGCCAUACGCGAAGAGCUUACUAAUUUGAGUAAGCCACUGCAAUCGCUCAAGGCUUUAGCCAAGGAUAUUAGUGCUGAAGCUCGUGCAGCUGGCGGGGACGCCGAUCAUUUGACCAACGAAGUUGAUGGUCUAGCUGAUCGCAUGUCUGAGUUACAAGGACGCCUUGAUGAUCGUUGCGGUGAAUUGCAAUCAGCUGCCACAGCCGUUUCGCAAUUUAACGAACAAAUGAAGAGUCUUGGCAUCGAUCUUAACGAUUUGGAGACGGAAAUUGAGAAGCUAUCACCACCUGGACGGGAAAUCAAGAUUGUGCAACAGCAAUUGGAUGACAAUGGCAAGCUGCAAAAUAAAUUGGAUCGCUUGGUCGGUCGUCUAGAAGAUGCAGAGCGUGCUGCCGAUGUCUUAGUUGAUGCAGGAUUUGCUGCCGAUACCACGCAGACACGUGAACAGAUUUCCACCCUGCGAAAGACUCUGGGACGCCUGGAUAAUAGAGUUCGAGAUCAUGAGGAAAGUUUGCAGAACACUCUUAAGAACCUACGGGAGUUCUAUGACAUCCAAUCGCAGACCUUGGAUGACAUUCAAGAUGUCAGCGAUGAAUUCAAGCGUCUAAAACCAGUCGGCUCAGAAUUGGAUCAGAUACGCCGCCAACAAGAAGACUUCCGUAACUUCAGGGAGCGCAAGGUUGAACCUUUGGCCGUCAAUGUUGACAAGGUUAAUGUUGCCGGACGUGAUCUGGUACGAUCAGCCGCAACUGGUGUAUCCACCAACGUUAUUGAGAAGGAUCUAGAGAAAUUGAAUGACCGCUGGAAUGAUCUUAAGGAACGCAUGAACGAACGCGAUCGUCGCCUUGAUGUGGCUCUUCUGCAAUCGGGCAAAUUCCAAGAAGCCCUUGCUGGUCUCUCCAAAUGGCUAAGUGACACUGAGGAAAUGGUUGCCAAUCAAAAACCACCAAGCUCUGAUUACAAGGUCGUGAAAGCUCAAUUGCAAGAGCAGAAAUUCCUUAAGAAAAUGUUGCUUGACCGUCAGAAUUCCAUGGGAUCACUGGCCAAUCUCGGCAAGGAAGUGGCCAAUCAUUGCGAACCAGCUGAACGUGCUUCGAUUGAGAAACAGCUAAACGAUUUAAUGAAGCGUUUUGAUGCUUUGACUGAUGGCGCUGAACAGCGUGAACAGGAUCUGGAGGAAGCUAUGGAAGUGGCCAAGCGUUUCCAUGACAAGAUUAGUCCAUUAGAGUUGUGGCUAGACAAUGCCGAGCGCUCGGUGAAGGCCAUGGAAUUGAUUCCAACAGAUGAGGAAAAAAUCCAGCAACGUAUUCGCGAACACGACAAUCUGCACGACGAAAUCUUGGGUAAGAAGCCCGACUUUACAGACUUGGCCGAUGUUGCUGCUCAGCUAAUGCAUUUGGUCAGCGAUGAAGAGGCUGUCAAUCUGGGAGAAAAGGUACGCGGUGUCACCGAACGUUAUACCAAUCUGGUAGAUGCUAGCGAUAACAUUGGAGCACUACUCUCUGAGUCCCGUCAGGGUCUGCGUCACUUGGUUCUUAGCUAUCAAGAUCUGGUUGCCUGGAUGGAGAGCAUAGAGAAUGAGAUGAAACGCUUUAAAUCCGUUCCAGUAUACACUGAGAAACUGCUCGAACAAUUGGACGAUCUGUUGGAAUUGAAUCAAGAUGUCGCCGAUCAUGCCGCAAAUGUGGAAUCAACCGUAGAAUCUGGUGCCGAACUGAUGAAGCACAUUUCCAACGAUGAGGCCAUUCAAUUGAAGGAUAAGUUAGAUUCACUACAACGCCGUUAUGGAGAUUUGACUAACCGCGGCAUUGAGCUGAUCAAUAGCCUCCACAAAGCGCAACCUCUUGUCCAACAAUUCCAUGAGGCCCACAACCGUCUGGUCGAAUGGAUGCAAAGUGCCGAAACUGCAUUGGCACCAAGUGAGCCCCGUCAAGCAGAUGUGCUUCGUUUGGAGGGUGAACUUGCUGAAAUUCGUCCCGUUUUGGAUACCAUCAAUUUGAUUGGACCACAGCUAUGCCAAUUGUCGCCCGGAGAAGGUGCUGCCACCAUCGAGAGCAUUGUGACACGUGACAAUCGUCGUUUUGAUGCCAUUGUCGAGCAGAUACAACGCAAGGCCGAACGUCUUCAUUUGAGCAACCAGCGUGCCAAGGAAGUAACUGGAGAUAUUGAUGAAUUGCUUGAAUGGUUCCGCGAAAUGGAUACCACUUUGCGUGAAGCGGACCUUCCUGCUAUCGAUCCCAAACUGGUGCGUGCACAAUUGCAGGAGCAUCGUUCGAUAAACGACGACAUCUCCAGCCAGAAGGGUAGAGUGCGCGAUGUAACCGCUGCUUCCAAGAAGGUUCUACGUGAGUCGCCACAGAGUGAGAAUACUGCCACGUUGCGUGAGAAGUUGGAUGAUCUCAAGGAGAUUGUCGAUACCGUGGCUCAAUUGUGCAGCGAACGUUUGGGCAUUUUGGAACAGGCUCUACCUCUUUCUGAACACUUUGCCGAUUCGCAUCAAGGCUUGACAACCUGGCUAGAUGACAUGGAACAACAGAUUUCGCGUUUGAGCAUGCCUGCUCUACGUCCCGAUCAAAUAACUCUGCAACAGGAUAAGAAUGAACGUCUACUGCAAUCCAUUGCCGAGCAUAAGCCACUCCUGGACAAGCUCAACAAGACCGGAGAGGCUUUGGGUGCUUUAGUGGCUGAAGAGGAUAGUGCAAAGAUUAACGAGAUUCUCGAUACGGAUAAUGCUCGCUACGCUGCACUCCGCUUGGAGUUGCGCGAACGUCAACAAGCCUUGGAGAGUGCUCUCCAGGAGUCAAGUCAAUUCUCUGACAAGCUGGAAGGAAUGUUGCGUGCUCUGGCAAAUACCGUCGACCAGGUGAAUCAAUUGGAUCCACUUUCCGCUCUGCCCCAGAAGAUUCGCGAACAAAUCGAGGAUAACGAUGCCUUGAUGGAUGAUCUGGAUAAGCGACAGGAUGCAUUCAGUGCUGUGCAACGUGCAGCCAAUGAUGUUAUUGCCAAGGCUGGUAAUAAAUCAGAUCCCGCAGUACGUGAUAUCAAGGCUAAGCUGGAGAAGCUUAACAAUCUGUGGAAUGAUGUACAGAAGGCCACCAAGAAACGCGGUGGUUCAUUGGAAGAUAUUCUGCGCGUGGCCGAACCCUUCUGGAAGCAAUUGAAUAGCGUAAUGAAGACACUAAAGGAUCUGGAGGAGACACUCUCGUGCCAAGAGCCGCCAGCAGCUCAACCACAAGACAUCAAGAAACAACAGGUUGCUCUGCAAGAAAUCCGUCAUGAGAUCGAUCAGACAAAGCCCGAAGUUGAGCAAGUGCGUCGCCAUGGCAGCAAUCUGAUGAAUAUGUGCGGCGAACCCGAUAAACCAGAGGUUAAGAAGCACAUUGAAGAUCUGGACAAUGCGUGGGAUAACAUUACCGCAUUGUAUGCCAAGCGUGAAGAGAAUCUCAUCGAUGCCAUGGAGAAGGCUAUGGAAUUCCAUGAGACAUUGCAAAAUCUGCUCAAGUUCUUGACCAAGGCAGAGGAUAAAUUUGCCCAUUUGGGACCCGUUGGCUCGGACAUUGAUGCCGUCAAGCGACAGAUUGAACAACUCAAGUCUUUCAAGGAUGAAGUCGAUCCGCAUAUGGUUGAAGUAGAAGCAUUAAACAGAGGUCUAGAAAGACAAGCUGUGGAAUUAACGGAACGCACUUCACCCGAGCAAGCGGCAUCGAUCAGGGAACCUCUUUCGGUGGUGAAUCGCCGUUGGGAUUCCUUGCUUCGUGGCAUGGUAGAUCGCCAAAAGCAAUUGGAACAUGCUCUGCUUCAUUUGGGACAGUUCCAACAUGCUUUGAACGAGUUGCUCGUUUGGAUCAACAAGACAGAUGGCACCUUAGAUCAACUGAAACCCAUUCCUGGAGAUCCACAAUUGCUUGAAGUUGAGCUAGCCAAACUGAAAGUUUUGGCCAAUGACAUUCAGGCUCAUCAGAACUCGGUGGAUACACUCAAUGAUGCCGGUCGGCAAUUGAUUGAAACGGAGAAGGGUUCGUUAGAGGCUUCCACCACUCAGGAGAAGUUGCGCAAGCUGAACAAUGAAUGGAAACAGUUGCUCCAGAAGGCCAGCGAUCGUCAACAUGAAUUGGAAGAAGCUUUACGCGAAGCCCAGGGCUAUAUUGCCGAAGUCCAGGAUAUUCUCGGUUGGUUGGGCGAUGUUGAUGCUGUGAUUGGAGCCAGUAAACCAGUGGGAGGUCUACCAGAGACUGCCACCGAACAACUGGAACGCUUCAUGGAAGUAUACAAUGAGCUCGAGGAAAAUAGACCAAAGGUCGAGACUAUUCAAGCCCAGGGGCAAGAGUACAUUAAGCGUCAAAACCAAAUGAAGGUAUCGUCCAGCAAUCUGCAGCAUACUCUGCGGACAUUGAAGCAACGCUGGGAUGCUGUUGUAUCCAGGGCGUCGGACAAAAAGAUCAAGUUAGAGAUUGCCCUGAAAGAAGCCACUGAAUUCCAUGAAACAUUGCAAGCCUUUGUCGAAUGGUUGACACAGGCUGAAAAACAGCUUUCGAAUGCCGAACCAGUAUCGCGUGUUCUAGAGACAAUCCAGGCCCAGAUGGAAGAGCACAAGGUGUUGCAAAAGGAUGUUAGCACACACCGCGAAGCCAUGUUGUUGCUAGACAAGAAGGGCACACAUCUAAAAUACUUUAGCCAGAAACAAGAUGUGAUUCUGAUUAAGAAUCUGCUCGUCUCGGUGCAGCAUCGCUGGGAACGUGUUGUCAGCAAGGCGGCAGAGCGCACUAGAGCUCUGGAUCAUGGCUACAAAGAGGCUCGUGAAUUCAAUGAUGCCUGGAGUGGCAUGAUGCAGUAUCUGCAGGAGACUGAACAGGUGCUGGAUCAAAUCAUUGAGGAGGCCACUGCAUCCAAGGAACCGCAAAAGAUCAAGAAGUAUAUUGGCAAACUGAAGGAGACUCACCGUCAAUUGGGAGCCAAGCAGAGCGUCUAUGAUGGCACCAUGCGCACUGGCAAGAACCUCAUGGAGCGGGCUCCGAAGGGUGACCGCCCUGUGCUGGACAAGAUGCUGCUGGAACUCAAAGAGCAAUGGACACGUGUCUGGUCCAAGAGUAUUGAACGUCAACGCAAACUGGAGGAGGCCUUGUUGCUUUCCGGACAGUUUAGUGAUGCCUUGGGUGAGCUUUUCGACUGGCUAAAGAAGGCCAAGGGUCGUCUGAAUGAGAAUGGACCUGUCCAUGGUGAUCUGGAGACAGUGCAAGGUCUGUGCGAGCAUCAUAAGCAUAUCGAACAAGAUCUGCAGAAGCGGGCUGGCCAAAUGCAAGGAGUCCUUAAGACCGGGCGUGACCUAGAGCGAUCUGGAAAUAAUCCCGAAGUGGGUCGUCAGCUCGAUGAGUUGCAAUCUAUUUGGGAGGAAGUCAAGAGUGCUGUAGCCAAGCGUGGAGAUCGCCUCCAAGUGGCUCUCGUUGAUGCUGAGAAGUUGAAUGCCCGUGUCCAAGCUCUCUUCGAUUGGUUGGAUCAUGCCGAGCAUAAAUUGCGCUACGCCAAGAAUGCCCCCGACGAUGAGAAGGUAUCGCGUGAAAUGAUGGACAUUCACAUGGAAUUCAUGAAGGAUUUGCGUAUACGUGAACGCGAAAAGACCGAGACAUUCGACUAUGCCGAAGAGAUUAUCAACAAGGCCUAUCCCGAUGCCAUUCCCAUUAUCAAGAACUGGCUAUCCAUUAUCCAGCAACGCUGGGAGGAAGUACGCCAAUGGGCCAUCAAUCGCGAAUCCAAGUUGGAGCAGCAUUUGCAAUCCCUCAAGGAUCUUGAUGACACCAUUGAGGAGCUGUUAGCCUGGCUGAGCGGUCUAGAGGGUACCCUGUUGAAUCUGAAGCACGAACAACUGCCGGAUGAGAUUCCACCAGUGGAGAAACUCAUUGAAGAUCACAAAGAGUUUAUGGAGAAUACGGCACGUCGCCAGAAUGAAGUGGAUCGUGCUUGCAAGCCACGGCAAUUACCGCCAGGUGCUCGCAAACCCUCACGUAGCGGCAAGACGCCAGUUCGUGGCUCCAGUCACGAUCUGCGUGAACAGUCGCCCGAUGGCACAUUGAGACGUCAAAGCUUCAAGGGUUCUCGUGAUCAAGGACUUAAUGCACGCAAGGGCAGUCGUGUCACGCCCACACGUGAUACACCCGACAGAGAUCGCCUGCCUCACUAUGGCCCACGAUUCUCGCCAAGCUCAACUGGACCUGAUCCUGAAUUCCGUUCGCCACGUGCCAAACUUCUGUGGAACAAGUGGCGUGAUGUAUGGAUGCUUUCUUGGGAACGUCAACGACUUUUGCAUGAGCAUCUUAUGUAUCUGAAGGAUGUAGAGCGUGCCCGCAACUUUAGCUGGGAUGAUUGGCGCAAGAGGUUCCUUAAGUACAUGAACCACAAGAAGUCACGUCUAACUGAUCUGUUCCGUAAAAUGGACAAGGAUAACAAUGGCAUGAUACCACGCGAUGUUUUCAUCGAUGGCAUACUCAAUACUAAAUUCGAUACUUCUGGCUUGGAAAUGAAGGCUGUGGCCGAUCUAUUUGAUCGCAAUGGUGAAGGUCUUAUCGAUUGGCAGGAAUUCAUUGCCGCUUUGCGUCCAGAUUGGCAAGAGCGUAAGCCAGCUACCGAUAAUGACAAGAUACACGAUGAAGUCAAGCGUUUGGUUAUGCUUUGCACAUGUCGACAAAAGUUCCGUGUAUUCCAAGUGGGCGAGGGCAAAUACAGAUUUGGCGAUUCACAAAAAUUACGCCUGGUUCGUAUCCUGCGCAGCACUGUUAUGGUGCGUGUGGGUGGCGGUUGGGUUGCCCUCGAUGAAUUCCUGCAAAAGAAUGAUCCUUGUCGCGCCAAGGGACGCACUAACAUUGAGCUACGCGAGCAAUUCAUAUUGGCCGAUGGCGUAUCGCAGAGCAUGGCCGCAUUUACGUCCAAGCGGGGUUCAUCCGCAGCUACGGCGGCAUCCUCACCCAAUUCUGGCCAAAAUGGCGGCAGCGGCAACUUGCCGCCAUAUAUGAGUGGACAGGGUCCCAUCAUAAAGGUACGCGAGCGAUCUGUACGCUCUAUACCCAUGUCGAGACCAUCCCGCUCAUCGCUAUCAGCUAGCACACCCGACUCUCUAAGCGAUAAUGAGGGCAGCCAUGGUGGUCCCUCGGGUCGUUAUACACCGCGCAAGGUCACCUACACGAGCACGCGCACAGGUCUCACGCCAGGAGGCUCACGUGCCGGCUCUAAGCCAAACUCACGCCCGCUUAGCAGACAAGGAUCGAAGCCGCCAUCGCGACAUGGUUCAACUCUGUCACUAGAUAGUACAGAUGAUCACACACCCUCACGCAUUCCGCAACGUAAACCCUCGAUAACAAGCACAGCGAGUGGUACAACACCGCGUCCAGCGCGUCUCUCAGUGACAACAUCAACCACGCCGGGCAGUCGUUUAAAUGGCGGCACUAGCACCAUAACCCGCAAAACUGCCUCCGGUUCGGCUAGCCCAGCACCCACCAGCCAAAAACCAUCACGGAUUCCGGUUAAGAUAAACUCCUCAUUUGAUUCCAAGUCAACAUCGCCCACCAGCUCGACUGCGAAUCCAAACAGCUUGGGGCGAAACAUUAGCGGAAGUUCAACACCUUCGGGAAUGCAGACACCACGCAAAAGCUCAGCCGAGCCCACAUUUAGCUCGACCAUGAGACGCACAUCGCGUGGCACUACGCCCACAGAGAAGCGUGAACCCUUCCGUCUAUAAAUGGAGGCCCACACACACAGACAGAGAAUGUUGCCAAUUGUCAAAAAAAAACAUAACUAACCACUGCACUGAAAUUUCCCUUUCCCAAACAUUGACAACGAAUGUUAAGAGAGAGAAACAUAAAGAAACAGCACCCAGUUUUCUAUAUACAAAGAAAGUGCCCAACAAUAUAUAUAAUCAAUAUAUAUUUUGAUAACACAAAAACAAAAAGAAAAGAAAAGACAAACAAAAAGCUGAACAGAAAAUUUGAAUGAAAGCAAGCAAGCAACCAACCUACUUACGAGUACUACUAAAUACUAAUAACACUUUUGCUACUACUAAUUUGUAAUGCCUACUACAAAAAAAACUACCUUUAUUUCUACUAGUAAUUAUACACACAUAUAUAUUUAUAUAUAUAUAUAUAUUUUCCAAAAUUUAUCAUUUGUAUAUACUUAUAAACAAAUUGAAACCUAAAUUAAUGCAAAAUACACUCCAAGUGCUUUAAGGCAACAAGAAAAUUAUAUAAAAAAAAACACAUAUAUAGGAAAGAAAGAAAGAAAGAAGAAAAAAAAAUAACAUUCGAAUUAAAGAACGUUUGUUAUUCUGUCAGUCUAUAGCUAUUCCUUGGUUCAUUAAGUGAUUUAACAAAAUCGCCAGUUUGUUAAACCACUUGAUCUCUGGGGAAUCUAUAACUAUGUCAGAAUUUCGGCGUACCAAAAAAAAAAAACAACCCAAAAA